UACAACCAAGAAUUAUUCAACUUCUAAGUAGAAAACAAAAAAAGAAGAAGAAGAAAAGAUUAUAUUGAAAAGAAAGCAAAAAUAUAAUGAAGGUGAAUGUUAAGAGGUCUUAUGUAGUUAAACCAUCGGAGCCAACAUGGAGUGGGCUUCUCUCCUUAUCCGAGCUUGAUCAGCUCGGAACCUUGAUGCAUGUUGAAACCCUCUAUUUCUACUCUACUCCUUCCACAUUAUCCCCAGACGCCAUUAUCGACACCUUGCGACUCUCUCUCAGCAAAGUCCUGGUGCAUUUUUUCCCCUUGGCCGGUCGCCUGAGCUGGACUCUUGCCGGCGGCGCCGGCCGCAGCUCACCCCUCGCGCUCAACUGCAACGCCGCUGGCGUUGUCCUCGUAGAGGCGGAAUCCGAUGCCGUGUUGGCCGAUCUUGGGGACUUCUCGCCCUGCCCCGAGUUAAACCACUUGGUUCCUAGCGUAGACUACAGCGAUGAUGAUCGUAUCCAGGAUAUUCCCUUGUUCGCGGGGCAGCUCACUAAGUUCAGAUGUGGAGGGAUUAGCCUUGGGUUUGCGAUAUCUCACGUUGUGGCUGACGGACAUGGUCUCUGCCAUUUUCUGUCGGAGUGGGCUAAUCUUGCCUCCGGGAAACCAUUGGGCUCCGCCCCUUUUCAUGACCGCAGACUUCUCCGCGGCGCAGGAAAAUCAUUAUCUUCUCCACAGGGAGGUCCUCGUCGGGAUUUCGAUCAUUCUUCUCCGCUUAUCGUUGGCCAGUCCAGCGACGAAAGCGAGAGGAUGAAGGAAACCAAAGUAUCGACGCUGAGAUUAAGUAAACCACAGAUUCAUGCACUAAAAGCUGCCGCCAACAAUGGUCGGAGUUAUAAUGCCAAACCGCGAGGCUAUACCAGGUUCGAGGUGAUAACCGCCCACAUAUGGAGGUGCGCAUGCAAAGCGCGAAGCCAUAAACCCCAGCAGCCCACGACUUUAUGCUUUUCUGUCGACAUCCGCAGGCGAAUGGAGCCUCCUUUGCCAGAUUCGUAUUUCGGGAAUGCGGUCAUUAACGUCGUGAUCUUUGGCGUCUCCGGGGAGAUUAUCUCCGGGCCACUACAAGACGUGGCUUGUAAAAUACGUGAGGCAAUCGAUGGUGUAACCUCGGAGUUCGUGAACUCUUCAAUAGAUUUUUAUAGAAAUAAAGAGGACGUGAUUAAGAGGCAAGAAUUAGGAGACUUAUUUGAUGGGAAUCCAAAUCUGAGUGUUAUAAGCUGGGUGCCUCUUCCGAUUCAGGGACUGGAUUUUGGGUGGGGGGAGGAGAUUCAUAUGAGCCCUGGAAAUAAUUUCUGUGAUGGGAACGUUUACAUCCUUCCAGUUCCGGACGGAAUUGAUGGGGAUGGGUCAUUGCUGGUUGCUGCAUGUUUUCAAGUUGAUCACAUUCAAGAUUUCAAUAAAUAUUUCUAUGAAGAUAUCAACAAUUUGUGAAGGAGACUGUACCCAAUCGUUAUAUCGUGCAUCAGGGCUACAAUGCAUUGUGCCCCCGGUCCAAAACGACGUCGUGUUUAUGUUA
Ipomoea nil (Japanese morning glory) is the source of this 1548-nucleotide messenger RNA. Its product is annotated as spermidine hydroxycinnamoyl transferase-like. The transcript has a single exon. The coding region runs from base 87 to 1463 and encodes 458 amino acids. The record is from RefSeq and is a predicted model, not a curated record. Gene Ontology annotation, molecular function: acyltransferase activity, transferring groups other than amino-acyl groups. Lineage: Eukaryota; Viridiplantae; Streptophyta; Magnoliopsida; Solanales; Convolvulaceae.